UUCUUCAGAUAAGGACAUAACUAGCACCUUAUAUUAGAAAAAGUGGUUUUAAUGUCACUAAAAGUACAGUCCCCAAAGUAAUUUUAACCUUUGUUGGGAAAAUAAAUUACAGAUAGCGCCAAAUAAAAAAAGAAGAGUUUGAAAAGAAAAACAUCGCCAACACUGUGUAGCGAUCAAAGAGCAUUUUAGUGUUUUUCCAUGUCCAGUGAUUUAACAGCCAAUCAGAUACAAACAAAGAUAAAGUGCUCUUUUGCACUUAUUUUACUCUACAUCUCAAGGAAACCGAACAAAAUACGGAAAAAAGAGGAAGGCAUGAGGUCAAAAUUUGAUGCAUGUGUUGAAAAAAUAAGCGAUGAACAUGUCACAAUAAUUCUUAAUGAAGUUGGUGAAAAUGGCGUUUAUACAUUCUCUGCCACAGAAGUGAAGUCCGCUUUCGUAGAAUAUUGUGAAAUGAACUAUAAAAAACAACUAGAAGUUUCUGAGGAAUUUAUAAAAAGUAUUGUUGGCAUGUAUCAUAUUGAUUGCAAUGAUCCGACCCGAGUUUCACAAUGCACAUCAUGGAAUGAAUUAGUUGAAUGUGUAAUUCCACUUCUUGAUAAGUCGCACAACGACGGACUUUGUGGAUGUGACUAACAAUGAAAAUCCAUUUUCGGGGAAAAUGGCUUAAAUAUCUGCUAUUGUCUAUAAAUGCAAUAAAAUUAUUCUUACAUAAACGCAAUAACUUUGAAAA
Parasteatoda tepidariorum (common house spider) is the source of this 730-nucleotide messenger RNA. RefSeq lists its product as uncharacterized. The record is from RefSeq and is a predicted model, not a curated record. NCBI's taxonomy places the organism in Eukaryota, Metazoa, Arthropoda, Arachnida, Araneae, Theridiidae.